Oncorhynchus keta (chum salmon) is the source of this 3712-nucleotide messenger RNA. RefSeq lists its product as uncharacterized. Lineage: Eukaryota; Metazoa; Chordata; Actinopteri; Salmoniformes; Salmonidae. The transcript has 5 exons. Bases 253 to 822 code for a protein of 189 amino acids. The record is from RefSeq and is a predicted model, not a curated record.
UCUCAUUAUCUUAAUUCCCAGGAAUCUUUCUUGCAAAUCAGUCCAGGGAGUUCAUUUGUUUUUCACCAUAGAUAAAGUUGUUUGUUAAUUUGUUUAGGUCGUAGCUCAAGGAGAGUUGUAUGUCCUCUCUCUCUCUGUGUUUUCAGGCUGGAAUCAUUGGCAGCAGCUAGAGUCUCAGGACAUGAAUGUCCACUGAAGCGAAUGUCUUGGAGGGGUUGGUAGAACGUUGUUUUGUUGAUAAAGAGAAGAAUAAUGUCUGUAUGUGGGAUGACGGGACCAGGGCUUGGUCUGUCUGUGUUCCUGUUGGCUCUGCUUCAUCUUCAAUGCUCAGCCCUGAACAACUACACUACGCUCCCAAAUAACGUAUCAGUGGCUGUUGGCAAGCCUGCUGCCUUCCAGUGUGGUGUGUCCCCUCCUAGACAACUCAACUUCACUCUCUAUGGUAGCCAUGGAAACAGAACCCUUAUCUGCCCAGGAGACCACACUGAGUAUCUGGCUGCCCAGUCAAUAAAAGGGUACUGUGAUAACACAGGUAAGGAGCUCUUUGCAAUAUGGCUUAUCAGUGGGACAUCCCGCUCUGACAACCACACACGUGUGGUAUGUGAGAGCUCAGGACGACCACUAGUGGAUGGAUACCUCUGGGUGUACGAGGACGGCAGUUACUUUGCCACCCUCAUUGGCUGCGUCAUUGGUGGUUUCUUUGGUAUCCUCAUCGUCUUUGGUCUGUCAUACACUGUGCUCAGGAGAUCUGAGAGGUUCCAGCUCUGUUUCAGGGGGAAAGAUCGUGAGGAUGACGUCACCACAAUGGUGACAAAGGAUUAAACACACACCUUUCAAUACUGUUGUAUUUACUUAUUCAACUUCUUAAAGGUGGCACUUUGUUUUUUUUUUGCAUAGGCAGAAUUUUGAUUGUAAUUUCUAUUUUGUUUUACUGUUCUAUUAUUUGCUUAUCUAGCAGUAUGCAGUAUCUGAUACUGGCAUCAGUUUCCUGUGUUUUUUAUCUUAUUAAAUGUAGCUAAACAUAGCAAAUUAAACAAAAUGUUGCAUUUUGAAAACUUCUUACAAAAGUCCCAUAUAUCAUAUUCUCUCCCAUAAGCUUUUAGAUUUGUUUUGCCUUGGUUUGUUCAGUCGCAGUUCUACUAUUUGUCCAACAGAGAGCAGCCAUGACAGUACAGAAACUGAAGUUCAAUGAUGCUGGGAUACUACUAAAGCGUUUGAUCAUGUACUAUAAUUGUGCGUCUCUGACUUUUCCAGAAUACUGAAUUGUAUGUUCAUUUUUUAUACUGUGUUUUAUAGCUCCAUUAAUUGUUUUACAGUUAUGCUGGCAGCCAGCUAACACCUGUUUUCACUGCAUAAACAAUAGAGAGAAGGAUGUCUGAGUAGCUGUCUAAAGUGUUCCAGUGGAGGAUCAGUAGAGGUGGUGCGAUGUUGACUCAGCUGGCCUGCUAUGCUGUGGUAUGACUCUGACACAGACACAACUCACAUCCCUCCAGAUCCCACAAUAUGCAUUGCUUAUUUGUUUAGAAUUACAUACAUUCUUUGAGAUGUAUUUAUAUUUUUUAUGCAUGCUCCCCAUCUUCAGAGUGGCUUGUCAGCGGAUAUGGUCAAAUGCUCAAAGACCCUUAGAUGGUUUGUAACAAGUAAGAGUAGUGUACGUUUUGAGUGUUCCAGCAUGAGCGUGCUUGUGUCAGUGCAUGCAGGCAUACUUACAUACCACACUUUUGUUUAAGUCUAAGCUAUGCACCGGAGUUGUGUCAGUGAUGAUGCAUUCAUAUUAUAGUAAUACAGUGUGUUCCAUUUGUAUAGGGGCAGUGGAAUGUGUUGUUUUGGCUCUGUACACUUUGGAUUUGAAAUGAUUCAAUGACUAUGGUUUUAAAGUGCUGACUGUCAGCUUUAUUAUUGUGGUCCUUCUGUAGCUCAGUUGGUAGAGCAUGGCGCUUGUAACGCCAGGGCAGUGGGUUCAAUCCCCGGGACCACCCAUACGUAGAAUGUAUGCACACAUGACUGUAAGUCGCUUUGGAUAAAAGCGUCUGCUAAAUGGCAUAUAUUAUUAUUAUUAUUAUUAUUAUUUUGAGGUUAUUUUUCAUCCAUAUCGGGUGAACCGUUUAGAAAUGACAGCACUUUUUGUAAAUAGUCCCCCCAUUUGGACAAAUGCACUUAUAUGUGUAUUCAUCGCACACAAUGACUACAUCAAGCUUGUGACUCUACAAUGUUUUUUAAUGCAUUUGUUGUUUGUUUUGGUUGUGUUUCAGAUUAUUUUGUGCCCAAUAUAAAUGAAUGGUCAAUAAUGUAUCGUGUCAUUUUGGAGUCACUUUAAUUGUAAAAUAAGAAUAAAAUGUGUUUCUAAACAUUUCUGCAUUAAUGUGGAUGCUACCAUGAUUACGGAUAAUCCUGAAUGAAUCGUGAAUAAUGAUGAAUGAGAAAGUUACAGACACAAUCCAUGAUUUACCAUUCCUAUGUAUUGGGCGCAAAAUCAUCUGAAACACAACCAAAACAAACAGCAAAUGCAUCCAAUAAAUGUGUAGAGUCACAAGCUUGAUGUUGUCAUUGUGUGCUAUGAAUAUGGGACCAAAUACUUAACGUCUUACUACUUUAAUACACAUACAAGUACAUUUGUCGUAAUACUUUUGGUGCCUUAUAAUGGGGGAACUAUGUUGAAAAAGUGCUGUAAUUUCUAAAUGGUUCACCCGAUAUGGAUAAAAAUAUCCUCAAAUUAAAUAUGACACUCUGCACGUCAACCUCACAGUCAUGAUAUCAUUUCAAAUCCAAAGUGCUGGGGUACAGAGCCAAAACAAACCAAAAAUGUGUCACUGUCUCAAUACUAUUUUAAAGAGAUGUUGUGCAAAGAAGAGAGCAGGGUUUUUGUGGAGGGAAUGUCUUAUGUGUGUGUUGUACCUGUGUGUCAGCUUUACCCUUUGGAUAGCCCACCCUGACUGUCUCUUGUGUGAGUCUACGACAACCCUUUCCCUGUGGCCACUGGUUCUGUAGACUAUGUAGCUGAGAUAUGUGGAAGGUACCCAAUUGUCAUACUUGAGUAAAAGUAAAGAUACCUUAAUAUGAAAGGACUCAAGUAAAAGUGAGUCACCCAGUAAAAUCCUACUUGAGUAAAAGUCUUAAAGUAUUUGGUUUUAAAUAUACUUAAGUAUCAAAAGUCAAUGUAAUCUCAAAAAUAUACUUAAGUAUCAAAAGUAAAAGUAUAAAUCAUUUCAAAUUCCUUUUAUAUAGCAAACCAGACGGCACUCAUAUUUUUAUUACAUAUUUGUUUUACACAUAGCCAGGAGUGCCCUCUUACACUCAGACGUAAUUUACAAACAAAGUACUUUUGUUUAGUUGGUCUGCCAGAUCAGAGGCAGUACAUAUGACCAGGAACGUUGUCUUGAUAAAUGCGUGACUUGGACCAUUUUCCUGUACUGCUAAGCAUUCCAAAUGUAAUGAGUACUUUUGAGUGUCGGGGAAAAUGUAUGGAGUAAAAAGUACAUGAUUUUCUUUAGGAAUGUAGUGAAGUAAAAGUAUACAUUGUCAAAAAUAUACAUAAAUAGUAAAGUAAAGUACAGAUACCAAAGAAAAAACUAUGUAGGUAGUACUUUAAAGUAUUUUACAUCACUGGGUAUGCAGGUAUGCAGUCUUCCAAUCAAUUAGAUUGCACUAUAUGGUCAGUUUUGAACAUUGUGGAAAAGUUGUGUUAUCAUCAGUAAUAAAUGUGUUAAAACUA